Molecule: messenger RNA, 887 nt
Organism: Empidonax traillii (willow flycatcher)
Lineage: Eukaryota; Metazoa; Chordata; Aves; Passeriformes; Tyrannidae
Gene: BATF3
Product: basic leucine zipper ATF-like transcription factor 3
Exons: 3
Coding region: 40-444 (134 amino acids)
Biological process (GO): regulation of transcription by RNA polymerase II
Cellular component (GO): nucleus
Molecular function (GO): RNA polymerase II cis-regulatory region sequence-specific DNA binding; DNA-binding transcription factor activity, RNA polymerase II-specific
Source: RefSeq, a predicted model, not a curated record
GCGAGUAGCGAAAGUGAAAAUCUCUCUAUCCCAGCACGGAUGCCGUGUCCUCACGCCCGUGACCCCGGGCUGAGCCGGCUGUCCCGUAUCUGGAGCUCUCGCCGCUUUGGAGAGCUGAUGUCGCAGGGGCGCGGCGGGCAGGAGCGGUCGGAGAGUCAUGAAGAAGAUGACAGGAAGGUAAGGAGGAGAGAAAAAAAUCGAGUUGCUGCACAGAGGAGCCGGAAGAAGCAAACUCAGAAAGCAGAUAAACUUCACGAGGAAUAUGAGUCUCUUGAGCAAGAAAAUACCUCCUUAAAAAGAGAAAUUGGAAAGUUAACAGAUGAAAUGAAACACCUGAGUGAAGUGCUGAAGGAUCAUGAAAAGAUCUGUCCACUAUUGCACUGCACCAUGAACUUUGUGACCAUACCACGGCCUGAUGCACUUGCCAGCUGCCUGCCAAGAUGAGUGCUCUCCUCAAUCACCCUUCAGUGUGAUGUGUGAAAGUGCCCUUUACAGGAAUUUUAAAGAACUACCUACUCAUGGUGCAACUCUUCCAUCUAAGAGGUCUGGACUUGACGAUGCAGCUCUUCUCCACGUUGAAGUGUUAUAGUCUUCUGAAUCUCAGGAUAACACCAGUAGGGAAAAAGACAGUUCAAACUGCAACUUCUUAUUUGGUAGAAUCUGAAGCCAUGGUUUUGCAUUCAGAAAUGUCAAAGUGCAGUGCAGCCCACUAUCGAGCGAUGGAACGUAGACAGGGAAAAGUGCCGACCUCGGACUGGGAUGCCUUUCUCCCACACAUCCACUGCCAGUGACCCUUUGUAACCUGCCAUCCAUGUAUAUCAUGUCCUGGCUGCUGUUUUUUAUAUCUCUAAACAAGUUUGGUUAAUAAAAGCAAUGUCCCAUCUUUA